Molecule: messenger RNA, 1044 nt
Organism: Penicillium riverlandense
Lineage: Eukaryota; Fungi; Ascomycota; Eurotiomycetes; Eurotiales; Aspergillaceae
Exons: 2
Source: RefSeq, a predicted model, not a curated record
CACGAUUUUGAUCCAUCAAUUCACCUGGCCUACCGGAAGCCAGAAGGGAUCCAUACACUUUCUGAUCUCAAGUUGGAAAAUUCACCAAUUUCAGAGGUUGCAUCAACAGAUCCAUUUCCAUUACUCUCCGGUGAGGGUGUGCGAGCUUUCCGACGCGAGCUCUUCUCCAAGGAUGUCUUGGACAAUUGCUGCUACAAGACACGUCCUGGGUCUGUACAAAUACGUGGAAUGGCCCCUCGAUUUGCGCCAUUUACAUACCAGUUCUGGACUUCGCCUGAAGUUCUGGGAAUUGUAAGCAAUCUGGCUGGCGUAGAUCUCAUACCAGUCAUGGACCAGGAGAUAUGUCAUACCAAUGUUCAGCUUGGACCAGCGGGGCUUGAGGGUGUUAGGCAUACACCUGUUGAUCCUCCAAGUGCGCCCCCUGCGUACAGAGAAAAAUCAAAUGGGGAUGGCAGAGAGAAAGCUUCAGCUGUCGUCCCAUGGCACAGAGACUCGCAUCCUUUUGUUUGUGUUGUGAUGCUGUCAGACACGAGUACAAUGACAGACGGCGAAACUGAGAUGCAAAGAGGCGACAGAUCGACUGUUAAAGUUAGAUCACCGGAAACAGGAGGAGCGGUUGUUCUGCAAGGACGACAUGUCAGCCACAUCGCUAUCCCCGCAGGAAACAUGCCCGAGCGCAUCACUCUUGUGACAUCGUUCCGUCCCCGGUCUCCCCUUCUGGUCGAUGAUUCGAGUCUAAUGAAUGUUCGGACGAAGUCUCUUCUCCCAGAGCUUUAUUACCAAUGGGCGCAUUAUCGGCUGCAUCUACUGAGCCAACGGUUCAAACAUGAGGCGGAUGCCUUGGAAGAUCGUUACUGUCGUGCCGUGCAGACGUACGAUCCCGAGGGCAGGCCAGGCCAUUGCACAGUUGAAACGGUCGACGUCGAAGCGUUAACAUGCUGGAUGGAAGAGCAGAUGCGGUAUAUGCGUCAGACACUUUUUGAGAUGCGACCUGUUACAGCCGAAGACAACAUCAACAAGAACUAUAUCCCCCAAGUGGAGUGA